UUGGCUUGACAAGGACGUUUUUCCCCCAGCAGCACACGCGGAGGAGUGACGUGCCUCAGCUGCAGGUUUGAUUGACGCCUCUUUCUGACUGUUGGUGCGCACAUGUGGCUCUGGGAAACACCGGCUGAGCUCUCCCCCAGUCUCUCUGCUCAGCUUUCAUAUCCUCCUCGCUCACCACAGCUCAAAUAUCAGUGACUGAACGGGGUCGGACCAAUCCCGGCGCGCUGCCUGAGCUGGAGAGGAGCGCAGAGCGGACAGGAGGGGAGAGAGAGAGGAGCACACACCCAGUCAUUUAUCUAUCUAUCCAUCCAUCUGCCUGUCGUCUGCUACCCCUCCCGGGCCGGCAGGGCUCUUCUCUCCGCUGUUCUCUCCUCCCCGUCGGCUGCAGCAGUUCUGCUGUAUACCAGGAUGCGCGAUGGGACAGGCGUGCGGACACGCGCUGCUGUGCCGGAGCCAGCCGUCCUCUGAGAUACGUGGUCAGCAAGUGUUUCUGCGUCCUGAGGAGAGUUCAGCUCCAGCACUGAGUGCCACACAACCCACCACGUUGUCCGAAAAGCUCCAGGAUGCUUUGCUGCGACUCGCAGCGGUUGUUGAUGCACGCUCGCUGCGAGUGGCCCUGCGAGACAGCGUACAGGAGCUGCUUCCCAGCACGGAGUGCACGUGUGUCUACAUGCUGGAUGGACACUCGAGGCUGCUGUCUGACGACCCGGCUCAUGAACUGCCACAGGAGGGAAAGAUCAGGAGUAUUUCGAACCAGCUGAAGCGAUGUCAGUGUGCUGGCCUUCCUCCAUCUGAACUGCCAGAGAAAUACAGAGUCUGCCUCGCAGCGCCGUUACCAGGACACAGAAAAGCUGUUGUUGUUCCGAUCUUGGAUCAGGACAAAGUCCUUGCCGUCGUACUGGUGGGCUGUAACCCGCUAACUGAUCAGGAUGAACUGAAUCUGAACCUGCUUGAAAAACAUGCCUCGGUGGCGUGUGUGCGGGUCCAGGCUGUGCAGACGUCCUAUCAAAGACCUCCUCUCAGCCCUUCGCCUCUGCAGUCCCACAAUGCACUGCUGCACCUCAAUGUCUCAGAGCAGGACUACUGCGAGUUGGACCGCCACAUUCUGCAGCUCUGUGGUGAGCUUUUUGACCUUGAUGCAGCCUCUCUCCAGCUCAAAGUUAUCAAUUAUUUGCAGCAGCAGACGCAGUCCCAGUGUUGUUGUUUGCUACUGGUGUCUGAGGACAACCACCAGCUAUUCUGCCAGGUAGUUGGGGACAAAGUCCUGGAGGAGGAGAUCAGCUUCCCGCUGAUGUUUGGCCGUUUUGGUCAAGUCGUCGAAAAGAAGAAGUCAAUUACUCUUCAGGAUAUCAGUGCUGAGGAGCGCAGGCAGCUGUCCAGUAUGCUGGGCUGUGAGAUCUCCUCCAUGCUCUGUGUCCCUGUGGUCAGCAGGGCCACUGGUCAGGUGGUGGCACUGGCGUGCGCCUUCAACAAGCAGAUUGCGGAAAGACACACAGAGGCGGAUGAGCACGCCAUCCAGCACUGUUUCUGCUACACUUCAACUGUUCUCACUUCAACUUUGGCCUUUCAGAAAGAGCAGAAGCUCAAAGUGGAGUGCCAGGCACUUCUUCAAGUGGCCAAGAAUCUUUUCACACACUUGGACGACGUGUCAGUGCUGUUACAGGAAAUUAUAGUGGAGGCCAGGAACCUCAGCGACGCAGAGAUUUGUUCGGUGUUCCUGCUGGAUCGGGUCAGCCAUGAGUUAGUGGCAAAGGUGUUUGAUGGUGGUGUUGUCAGUGAGGAAGAGAAUGAGUUUCGUAUCCCAGCCGAUCAGGGCAUCGCAGGCCACGUUGCGACGACCGGUCAGAUUUUGAACAUCAAGGACGCCUACUCCCAUCCACUCUUCUACCGGGGUGUCGAUGACAGCACCGGCUUCAGGACUCGCAACAUCCUCUGUUUCCCCAUCAAAGAUGAGAAUAAUGAGGUGAUUGGCGUUGCUGAGUUGGUGAAUAAAAUGAACGGGCCGUGGUUCAACCGCUUCGAUGAGGAUCUGGCCACAGCUUUCUCCAUCUACUGUGGUAUCAGCAUCGCCCACUCUCUUCUUUACAAGAGAGUCCAUGAAGCUCAGUUCAGGUCCCACCUGGCCAACGAAAUGAUGAUGUACCACAUGAAGGUUUCGGAGGAAGAGGUGACUAAGCUGCUGGUGACCGGGAUCAAUCCUGUGAAGGAGAUCCACCCGUGCUUCGCUGAGUUCACAUACACACCACGCUCUCUGCCUGAUGACACCACUCAUAUGUGCGUCUUCAGCAUGUUUGAAGACAUGGGCUUCAUCAACACCUACAAAAUUGACAUGCACACUCUGGCCAGGUUCUGUCUGAUGGUGAAAAGAGGCUACAGAGACCCUCCCUACCACAACUGGAUGCACGCCUUCUCCGUCUCACACUUCUGUUACCUGCUCUACAAAAACCUAGGCCUGUCCAACUACCUCGAGGAUAUAGAGAUUUUAGCUCUCUUUGUCUCCUGUAUGUGUCAUGAUCUGGACCACCGUGGCACCAACAAUUCUUUCCAAGUGGACUCGCAAUCGGUUCUAGCUGCUCUCUACAGCUCAGAGGGAUCUGUGAUGGAGAGGCAUCACUUUGCCCAGGCAAUUGCUAUUCUGAACACCCAUGGCUGCAACAUCUUUGAGAAGUUCUCGAGGAAGGACUACCAGCGUAUGUUGGACUUGAUGAGAGACAUAAUUCUGGCUACAGACUUAGCUCACCAUCUCCGUAUUUUCAAGGACUUGCAGAAGAUGGCUGAUGAUGGAUACAACCCAAAAAGCCGCACCCACCACUCCUUGCUCCUGUGCCUGCUGAUGACCUCGUGUGACCUGUCAGACCAGACAAAGGGCUGGAAAACCACACGCAAGAUUGCUGAGCUGAUUUACAAAGAGUUCUUCUCUCAAGGAGAUCUGGAAAAGGCCAUGGGGAACAGGCCCAGUGAGAUGAUGGACAGAGAGAAAGCGUACAUCCCAGAGCUACAGAUCAGCUUCAUGGAGCACAUCGCCAUGCCCAUCUACAAGCUGCUGUCUGAGCUGUUUCCAGGAGCCACUGAGCUGUACGAAAGAGUGGCGGCAAAUCGUGAGCAGUGGACCAAAGUGUCCCACAAGUUCACCAUACGUGGGUUGCCUAGCAACAACAGCCUGGACUUCCUGGACCAGGAAUAUGAGCUGCUUCAAUCCCAGGGUGCUUUCGGGAGCGAUGACCACUGCCUCAAUGGUUGCCUUGAUGAGACUGAGGGAGCGAGGGGCCAGUGACACCAGCGGGCUGCUGGCGGGUUUAACUGAAGUUUCUGUGGUCCAAUAAGAGGCUGACAAUACCUUCUGAGCGACCGAACGGGGACAGGUCUCUCUGCUCUGAACGACUUAGAUGCUUAGCAGGCCAUGCAGAGUGGAAAGGACAAAGUUUCAAACUAACUGAAUCAGACAGCUGAUGUGAAACGAGUGGAUUCAUUCACGAGUCGGUUUACUGAUUAGACGCUACAUGUUGCUUUUGUCAACCAGUUGAGAAGAGUAGAAAGUUAUCUUUUUUUAGCAGCUAUACUGGAAAAAUAGGUUUUUACCACUAAACACAAGUUCAUUCAGACAACACCAGUCCUGAGUAAGAUUGUACAAACACACACAUAUCAACGCACACAUGUACAUGCACAUACUAUUUAGACACACAAGUUGGACAUUCAUUCUUAAAGGAAAGUCUACUAUCAUAACAGUGAGAAUACAGUAAGUGCUAUAUGUUCUGUGAAAUAUUUCAUAAGCGCUUCUCUUAAUUUAUAUGACACCAUUUGUUCAGAGUAAUGAAGCUGCCAUACUUUUCUCCAGAUACACAUGAACCCACGAACAUUUCAUGUUAUUCGUUUUUUUUCUGGGUCAGUGUUCAGUUUUUCUUUUGCUCGCAAAUUAAUGAGGUAUAUUUUCACUCCAUCAUAAAACUUUUGUAUUCCACUCUUUAGAGUAAACUGGGACUUAAUGUUCAUUUGCUUAAACAAUACUUAAAACCCUAAUGUGUACUGAUUCACUUUCCCUCAUUACUUAAGGGACACUUUGACAAUCAUACACCAAUAACAUAAGAGGAACUGAUAUCUGACCCUCCCUCAUGCAUUCAAAAUUAAAAACACACACCUCCUGCAUAUUAAGUACACGUAACUACAUUAAGAGUGUAUUUAAACCUCAAAAAUGGACUACUGGUGACAAUAAACCUGCUUUCAGUUCAUUCUUUUCCCUGUGUAUCCCACUCCCUUGCACUUUCAUUCUUUUCUUUGCCAUGUUGCUCUUUAAUCUUAUUUAAUUUACAAAUGUUAUCAUAAAACCACUUCAGAUACAGAGUAACAGAAGCCCUUUAAAAGAUCCAUCUCAUUUGUUUGUGUAAAUGUGCUACUGUAGAGUGUCACUGAGUGUUUCAUAUGGAUCUGCCUUAUUGCGCAUCUUUGCUGCCUUUCUUAGAGCUUUUAAUACAUAAAAGUGUAAUAAAGAGUUUGUGUAGUAUGUAUGUAGAAUAUUUGUUAAAGACAUAGUAUAAGUAUCAAUGUGUUGGCUGAAUGAUCACCAUGGUGAGAAGAUGUAUACUGUGAGAUACCACAGGUGUCAUGUAAUUUUACUAGGUUCUAUUCUAACUUAUCAGUACAACCAGCUUUGGGUGUUUGAGGCAGAUUUGAAAAGCUUUUUUAUUUUUUUAUUUUUUUUUUUUUCAGUUCUUGGUGCACCAAAAAAGUAGUUUUUUUUUUUUUUAAAUAGGGAACUAUAGAUGUAGCCAUGAUAGAAAUUUCUCAUCCUUGAAUGUGUCAUCACUUCACUGUUGAUGCAUUCAAAGAAAAGGAUUUUUCGUCUCAUAAAAACCGAACACGUCAGGAGAAUAAGGUUUUGUGAUAUUAUAUGCCAUACCUAAUUGUACAUUACAAUUUUAACAAAGAAAAUGCUGCAGGGUUAUGUAAUGGACAUUGCUGUGUGUGGGCUGCGUGUGGACAACUGAAUGAAUGAGUGGUGUGUGAGCGGUUACGUAGAUGACAUAAAGAAAACGAGGGGAAAAAAAGAGCUUGUUAGGCUCACAUAAGCCUAAAGUAGUUCAUCAUAAUUUAUUCUUAUUCCCCUCUUUCAUUUUAUGCAGUCACAUUCCUUAAAAAUAUCAGAUGAAUGCAAAAUUAUUGCAACCAUAGGCUUAAACAAGAUGAUGUUUCUUCAAAAAGCUCUCAUCAGGGGUGCAAUAGUGACAAAAGUUAAUUGGUUUGUAAACUGUUUUGCUGCGUCCUAACUGCAUUGGGAUAUGCAUUGUGUGGCUGGAUGAAAGUGUUUGAUCUGCCUUGUUCUGUUUUAUGGACUUUAUUAUAGUCUUUUAAAGGGCACACAGGUGUCAUUCCUAAGCCACUCGUUUACUUUGUCAGACUCUUUAUUGUUCCCAUUUCUCUCAUUUUUGAAACACUUUUCAAAUGUACCUGCCUUUUUCAAGUGAAAUAUGAAUUGUCUGCUUCUGUAACAUUGCAUAGAUACCUAUGUAAAUACCUAUGCCUCUUGUAAAUUAUUGCUUUAGGUCUGAGCUGCCAAAGGCUUUAGAUUGUUAGAUCAUUAUGUUUCCAUUGGAAAAAAAUAAAUAAGUAAGUGGAGUGUGACUAUUUUAAUACAAAAAUGCUUUUGAGAGUUCAUACCUAUGACGGUUUUCUAUCAUGAGUGUGUAUCUGUCCUUUUAUGUUUGUUUAAAAGUGUCAGGGCUCAAUGUGCCAAGCAAACAUUUUCUACUUCCUGGCCAAGCUGCAACAGAUAUAAAUUAAGAUAUAUUUUGUUCAUUGAUGUCAGGCUGCAUUUCUGUUCAAACUUUGUAACUCAUCAUGACAGCUUGUCCAUGAAGUACAAACCUAAUCUACUGUAUUUCCCCUCAUCACAGCAGGAACAGCAGGACUCUGUCCUGUGUUGUAAUGUCAUUGUGUGACAUAAUUGUUAAAAAUGGCAAGAAUAUAACUGCUGUAAAUAACAAAAGUUUUAAAAGAUGUUUUUGAUUGUCUGCCAUUAUUACAAUGGGAAGUACGGUAUUUCAGUUCUGUAAUGUAUUUAAAGUGUUUGCUUCCUGUUCUUUCUUUUCAUUUUUUAAGCCAUGUCUGAACAAGCCUAAGCUUAGACUUUUACAAAGGGGAUGAAAGAAAAUUAUGUGUGUUUUUAGAAUAUAAAGAUGGUAUUCUUUCACAAAUGCCAACCCAGAGUAAUCGUGAUGCUUAUACUGAGGAGUAAAUCAGGUCAUCUGUUCAUUUGUUUUGUUGAGUUCUGAGUGCCGCUGGUCUUCUUCAGAUGUACUGAUCAUGGAUAUUUUUGGAGAAAAAAAGUGGAUGACAUUUUAAUUUUUUUUUCUUCUUUCUUUGAAUAAAUCAGGUGAAUGGUU
Messenger RNA from Cololabis saira (Pacific saury), 6377 nucleotides. RefSeq names its product cGMP-dependent 3',5'-cyclic phosphodiesterase (gene pde2a). Gene Ontology annotation, biological process: negative regulation of receptor guanylyl cyclase signaling pathway; cGMP catabolic process; positive regulation of gene expression. Gene Ontology annotation, cellular component: synaptic membrane; perinuclear region of cytoplasm; mitochondrial inner membrane. The coding region runs from base 416 to 3274 and encodes 952 amino acids. The transcript has 31 exons. NCBI's taxonomy places the organism in Eukaryota, Metazoa, Chordata, Actinopteri, Beloniformes, Belonidae. The record is from RefSeq and is a predicted model, not a curated record. Gene Ontology annotation, molecular function: 3',5'-cGMP-stimulated cyclic-nucleotide phosphodiesterase activity; protein homodimerization activity; 3',5'-cyclic-AMP phosphodiesterase activity.